This is a messenger RNA of Penicillium chermesinum, 2085 nucleotides long. RefSeq names its product methylenetetrahydrofolate reductase (NAD(P)H) MET12. Gene Ontology annotation, cellular component: cytosol. Gene Ontology annotation, molecular function: FAD binding; methylenetetrahydrofolate reductase [NAD(P)H] activity. Lineage: Eukaryota; Fungi; Ascomycota; Eurotiomycetes; Eurotiales; Aspergillaceae. The coding region runs from base 1 to 2085 and encodes 694 amino acids. Gene Ontology annotation, biological process: tetrahydrofolate interconversion. The transcript is spliced from 3 exons. The record is from RefSeq and is a predicted model, not a curated record.
AUGGCGAAGAAGAUCACCGAGAAGAUCGCGGCUUUGCCGCCUGAUGCCAAUUACUCUCCCUGGAGUUCUUUCCUCCAAAGACCCGGAUGGUGGGGUGACCCCGCAGACGACUUGGCUGAAGGGGUUGGUUUUGCGAACCUGUCUGCGCGUCUAGAGCGUAUGGCUCAGGCACUGCGCCCGCUCUUCGUCACGGUCACUUGGGGUGCAGGCGGGAGCACUGCGGCUCGUUCUCUCGAGCUCGCUGAGGUCUGUCAGCGACAACUGCAGUUGACAACGGUACUGCAUUUGACAUGCACUAAUAUGAGCCGAGCUUUGGUCGACAUGGCCCUCGAGGAGGCUAAAGUCUUGGGCAUCCGGAAUAUUCUGGCCCUCCGUGGCGACCCACCUCGCAGCGAGGAAUACAACAUGCACGGUGACGAUGAUAGCAACAAGGAUUUCACAUUUGCUGUGGACCUAGUCAAGUACAUUCGCAAGCAGCAUGGCGAUUACUUCUGUAUUGGUGUGGCGGCAUAUCCCGAGGGUCACCCUGCCGACGCUUUCCAGGAUACUCAGGAUCCUCUCCGAGAUAUACCAUACUUGGUUGAGAAGACAGUUGCUGGGGCCGACUUCAUUAUGACACAGCUUACGUACGACCUGGAGGCAUACAGAAAGUUUGAGACCCUACUGCGCAACCACGAGUCUGGCGCGUUCAAGACCAUUCCUAUUAUUCCUGGCUUGAUGCCGAUUCACAGCUACAAGAUUCUCACCCGAGUCACCAAGCUCAGUCAUGUGAAGAUUCCCGAUCCCAUCGCCAAGCGCAUGGAGCAGUUAAAGAACGAUGACGACGCUAUCAAGAAGGCCGGUGUGGAUGUCGUGAGUGAUAUCGUGAGCGGAAUCAAGGAGCUCAAGGCUCCAGGCCCCAGAGGUUUCCACUUCUACACCCUGAACUUGGAGAAGACCGUCUCAUUCAUUCUUGAGCGUUGUAAAUUGAUUCCCUCCAUUGGAGAGGAUGAUUCUGCAGUUGACGAGGUUGAUGCAACGGUUUCCCUGGAUGACGUUCCCUCGCGGACCCAACAACGCCGCUCCUCCCUUGCUUCACAGCCUCACAACAGAGUCAUCGUGGACAAGCUCUUCGCGCCAGCACCAGGAUCCUCACAGAGCUCUACACAUGAAGCUCUCGCAGAAAAUGCGGGUCUGCCUGCCUCGCAACCCAACCGAAGCCAAACCCUUCUCAUCUCCGAAGGUUUAGGCUCGCUUGGUCGAGAGGCUACAUGGGAUGACUUCCCUAACGGACGUUGGGGUGAUGCGCGCUCUCCGGCCUUCGGUGAAAUUGAUGGUUACGGCCCCUCAUUGCAUGUCACAUCAGCAGUUGCACGCCGGCUGUGGGGCCACCCAGUCGAACACAAAGACGUCAACACAAUUUUUAGACGCCAUGUAUCCGGAGAACUCUACAUGGUCCCCUGGUCCGAGGGCGGUGCUGAAGAAGGCGGUGGUUUGAACCCGGAAACUGAAGUCAUUCGCCCCGAGCUGUUGAAACUUAUCGAUGGCCGUGGCUGGUGGACUCUGGCCUCGCAACCGGCUGUCAAUGGCGUGCGUAGCGACGACAAGAUCUUCGGCUGGGGUCCCCUCCCAUUCGUGGAAUUCCUUUGCCCAAGCAAGGACUUUGAGACUAUUUUGAAGCCAGUCUUCGCUAAACACGGCCACGAGAAGCUGACUUGGUUCGCUACAAAUGAGAAGGGAGAUUACCAGUCCUCUUCUCCCGCCGCCGCUGCGAAUGCUGGAACCGACGAACUUGUCGCCAACCCCGAAAGUGCUAAUGCUGUGACCUGGGGUGUCUUCCGCGGGAAGGAAAUCGUCACCCCCACGAUCAUUGAGGAGGUCAGCUUCCGCGCCUGGGGCGAGGAGGCAUUCCGUAUUUGGGAAGAAUGGUGCCGCAUUUACCCCCGCGGGUCGGCAACCUCGACCUUCCUGGAGUCUGCCAAGAAGGACUCGUGGCUUGUUUGUGUUGUCGGUCAGCAGUUCGGAGCUGGGACCGAGCCUGGCUCCAAAGAAGAGGAGGACGAGGUCAAGUGGAUGUGGCGUGUGCUUGCGGGAGAGACGGAGUAG